Messenger RNA from Fragaria vesca subsp. vesca, 459 nucleotides. RefSeq names its product putative COX1/OXI3 intron 1 protein-like. The annotation marks the transcript as partial. The transcript has a single exon. The record is from RefSeq and is a predicted model, not a curated record. Lineage: Eukaryota; Viridiplantae; Streptophyta; Magnoliopsida; Rosales; Rosaceae.
AUGGUACUCGAAUUCAUUUACGAUCCCGAGUUUCCAGACACAUCGCACUUCCGCUCGGGUCGAGGCCGCCACUCGACCCUAAGAUGGAUCAAAGAAGAGUGGGGAACCUCUCGCUGGUUUUUGGAAUUCGACAUCAGGAAGUGUUUUCACACCAUCGACCGACAUCGACUCAUCCCAAUCUUUAAAGAAGAGAUAGACGAUCCCAAGUUCUUUUACCCCAUUCAGAAAGUCUUUUCCACCGGACGACUCGUAGGAGGUGAGAAGGGCCCUUAUUCCGUCCCACACAGUGUACUACUAUCGGCCCUACCAGGCAACAUCUACCUACACAAGCUUGAUCAGGAGAUAGGGAGGAUCCGACAGAAGUACGAAAUUCCGGUUGUUCAGAGAAUCGGAUCGGUUCUAUUAAGGACAGGUCGUAUUGAUGACCAAGAAAACUGUGGAGAAGAAGCAAGCUUCAAC